AGCGCCGGGCUGAAGGAUGCUGACCUUAUUGGCCGCUCAGGAACAGGGAGGUGUGGAGAAACGCCUGAAAACCAAACACACUUCUCUUCAGCCCAGCGCAGGAACAGACCCGAGGCACACAGAUCUUCUCUAACCUCUUUCAACAGGAAAACAAGAACCAAACCCUGCGGUCAGAAUGUCUGCAGCCAAGCGAGCCAAAGGAAAAACCACAAAGAAGCGUCCGCAGAGGGCCACGUCCAACGUCUUCGCCAUGUUCGACCAAUCACAGAUCCAGGAGUUCAAAGAGGCCUUCAACAUGAUCGAUCAGAACAGAGACGGAUUCAUCGACAAGGAGGACCUACACGACAUGCUGGCCUCUCUGGGGAAGAACCCGUCUGACGAGUAUCUAGAGGGAAUGAUGAGUGAAGCUCCAGGACCCAUCAACUUCACCAUGUUCCUCACCAUGUUUGGAGAACGUCUGAACGGAACCGACCCUGAAGACGUCAUACGAAACGCCUUCACAUGCUUCGAUGAAGAUGCUUCUGGUUUCAUCCACGAGGACCAUCUCCGCGAGCUGCUGACCACCAUGGGGGAUCGUUUCACAGAUGAAGAAGUGGACGAGCUCUUCCGCGAGGCGCCGAUCGACAAGAAAGGAAACUUUAACUACGUGGAGUUCACUCGCAUCCUCAAACAUGGAGCCAAAGAAAAGGACGACAUAUAAAAACCAGCAGCAGAUCCAUUCAGCGUCUGAUUUCGUACGUGCAGAUCAUAGCCAACACUUCAGGUUUUUGUUAAAGACAACAAGAAACUAAACUGCAAUGCACUAGACACCUUUCAAAACACCUUUCCACAUCACACUGGCAAGUGCUGCAUGUGCAAACACACUUUAGAUCCAAUAUUUGAUCGGUUUUCUCUCUGUCUAUCUCCAAAUAAAAUCACCUGGGUAAGUUA
Messenger RNA from Carassius auratus (goldfish), 930 nucleotides. Its product is annotated as myosin regulatory light polypeptide 9. The record is from RefSeq and is a predicted model, not a curated record. Lineage: Eukaryota; Metazoa; Chordata; Actinopteri; Cypriniformes; Cyprinidae. Gene Ontology annotation, molecular function: calcium ion binding. The coding region runs from base 176 to 700 and encodes 174 amino acids. The transcript is spliced from 4 exons.